AUUGCUCUGCGCCAGAAAGCGCGUCCACUCACUGCAACUCAUGAGCGCGCACUCGUGGUGUGACAGCGAAGGGAGAGAUAGAGGAAAGGCGGUCAGUCAGUCCUCGGCUGCGGUUCACGAGCGUCUACACCCGGCGUGAUUCAUGAGCAAGUGUUCAGGAGGAAAGUUCAUCUGUCAUAAUCAUCAUGUCCUCUGUCUCGGAGUGGUACGCUGGGAAAAACGUCCUGAUCACAGGGGCGACGGGCUUCAUGGGGAAGGUGCUGGUGGAGAAACUUCUGCGCUCGUGCCCGGACGUGAACGCCCUCUACAUUCUCGUCAGGCCGAAGGCGGGUCAAUCCAUGCAGGAACGUGUUCAAGACAUGAUGAAGUGUAAGCUGUUUGACCGCGUCCGUGAGGAUAAUCCAGAGUUUCAUAAGAAGGUUGUGCCCAUCAGCAGUGAGCUCACACAGCCCGGAUUGGCCAUCAGUGCAGAGGAUGUGCAGAAACUCACCUCCUGUAUUAACAUCGUGUUUCACUGUGCCGCCACCAUCCGAUUCGAUGAACCACUCAAACACGCCCUGCAGCUGAACGUCAUCGCCACACAGCAGCUCCUGUCUCUGGCCCAGCAGAUGCAUCACCUGCAGGCUUUCAUCCACAUCUCCACCGCAUACGCCAACUGCAACCGUAGACACAUCGAUGAGGUCGUCUACCCUCCACCUGUCGAGCCCAAAAAACUAAUUGAUUCUUUAGAAUGGAUGGAUGACAGCAUCAUACGUGACAUCACACCACGAUUAAUAGGGGACCGACCCAACACGUACACCUACACCAAAGCUCUGGCAGAGUGUGUCGUUCAGCAGGAAAGCCCCAAACUUAACAUUUGUAUUAUCAGACCGUCUAUCGUAGGAGCCAGCUGGCAGGAACCGUUCCCAGGUUGGAUAGACAACUUCAAUGGACCAAGUGGUGUUUUCAUCGCUGCUGGGAAGGGCAUACUGCGUACCAUAAGAGCCAGUAAUGAUGCCGUGGCAGAUUUAAUACCCGUAGAUGUGGUUAUAAACCUGACACUGGCUGCAGGCUGGUAUACUGCUGUACACAAACCAAAAACUGUACAAGUAUACAACUGCACGACAGGAGGCAUCAACCCCUUCCACUGGGGAGAGAUCGAGCAUCACGUGAUCUCCACGUUUAAAAGGAAUCCACUAGAACAGGCCUUCCGUCGCCCCAACGCCAACAUCACCUCCAAUUACCUGAUGAACCAAUACUGGAUCCUCGUCAGCCACAAAUUACCUGCUUUCAUCUAUGAUCUCUUCCUGCGUCUGUCCGGACAGAAGCCGCAAAUGAUGCGCAUUUUCAAUCGUCUGCACAAAGCCAUUGGUUUGUUGGAGUACUUCAGCAGUCAGGACUGGGAAUGGAAAUCUGACAACAUUAACAUGCUGAUGAGUGAACUCAGUCCAGAGGAUCGCAAGACAUACAACUUUGACGUUCGCCAACUGAACUGGCCGGAGUACAUUGAGAAUUACUGCAUUGGUACUAAGAAAUAUGUUCUGAAUGAAGACAUGUCCGACAUCCCUGCCGCCAGACAACACUUGAAGAAGCUGAGAAACAUCCGAUACACUUUUAACACCGUGAUACUCGUCUUCAUCUGGCGCGUCUUCAUCGCCCGCUCUCAGAUGGCCAGAAACAUCUGGUACUUCGUCGUGAGUUUGUGCUUCAAGUUCCUGUCAUACUUCAGAGCGUCCAGCACUUUGAACCAAUGACCGGAUCGUACGGGAAGUUUGUGUCCUCUUCCUCCAGGACUUCCUGUUUUACUUCCAGAGCUCUGCAGUGAUUGAGGUGAUCUUCAGUCAUUAACGCACACACACCUGAACCAGACAAACGUCUCUUAACUUACUUUCCUCACCGGCCGCUUGUCCGACUCAACACCUCACAGCUCUACUGAUGGCGCAUUUGCUGUUUUUUUAAAGUGUCUCCUUUUAUAAAGACUCUCCUUAAUAGCGAUUAUAUAUGCAACUGCACUUACAGUGUUUCUCCUUUAUAUUUUGUGGCCAUUUAAAGUCCAGAGACGUUGCCUUUGUGUCUUCUGGUGAUUUUUAGCCGCCUUCGGUACAGACAGUGUUUCAUCAGAGGACAAUUAAUGUACCAAGAUAUUUAUUAAUUGAACUCUUAAGAUUUUUAUCACUAACCACUGAAACUCUGCAGUUAUCAGCUUUAUCUGUCUGUCGAUCUGUGUGUGUUUUAAAGUGUACUGUCUUUUCUAAUACCAUGUAAACUGUUGUCUUUGCUACCAUGUGUUACUAUUGGCAGUAACAAGGACAUUUUGGUCUUUAUAUUAGUCUUUGUAUGGCUGUAAGUCAGAGGUACCCAAACACAGUCCUGGAGAGCCGGUACACUCCGCAAACUAUGCAGGACACCGGACCUCCAGAAGCGAGUUUGGGUACCCCUGCUGUAAGUCUUUGGUUCAGGUUUGUGUUUCGGGGUUGUGUUUGAAUGUGCAUAUAUAACACAACACAAACUACAAUAAUGUAUAUUGUUUUUAACAUCAACUCCAUUUUGGUAAAUCUCAUUAAAACGAGUUCAGGUUAUGUUUCACCCCUUAAAGGUGCAGUGUAUAAUUUUUAGAAGGAUCUCUUGACAUAAAUGCAAAAUAUUAUACAAAACUAUAUGAUCAGGAGUGUAUAAAGACCUUUCAUAAUGCACCGUUAUGUUUUUAUUACCUUAGAAUGAGAUGUUUUUUUCUACAUACACAGAGGGUCCCCUUACAUGGAAGUCGCCAUUUUGUGCCGCCAUGUUUCUACAGAAGCCCUUAACAGAAAUUUUUUACAAAAAUGAUGUCCAACGGUGGGUGACAUGUUUGUCCGGUGGCGGCUAACGUAGCUUCUUUAUGCGUUUCAAAAGCAAGGGGUGAGCAGUGGACUGAGCCGUUGGUUGCAAUGCGCAACCUCACCACUAGAUGCCGCAAAAAUGUACACACUGCACCUUUAAUAAGGAGAAAAAGAAAUUAGGACAAUUGAGAGUUGUGUGCACAAUGUAUCAUGAUGACAAUUUUCACAUAACAGUUUAACAGUUGUCAUUGUCAUCAUCAUUUUAGUUGUUUUUCCUCAAUGGUGAAUCUCAUUAAUGCAAUGUAGUAGAAAUAACUGUAAUCUAAUAUGGUUUCUCUUUUGAAAUCACAUGAAGGCAGAACUGCAAAUACUGCCAUGAACAAAUAAUAAUGAGUUUUUUGCAUUACAAUAAUGAGAGGAAUUUGAAGAGAAAUCAUCUUAGACACUGUUGCAAUGCAAUAAGUCUUCAUUUUUCUAUAUAUGCAAAGUAUAAAAGUCUUCUGCUUUAGAGGUGAAGUGAGAGAUCUGCUCAUGCACAGGUUUAAUGAGCUAUAAUGACAUAUUAAUGUUCUUGUGUUUGUUUGUACACACUGAGUUUACAACAUAAGCAUCUUCAUGAUGAUUUAAUAUCAGAUUGACGAUUUGGCUAAUGGGCAUAACGUUUCAUUGACCUGUAAAUAAUCAAAGGUAUAUAAAUAUAUGACUAUAUGGUGAUAGACAUACCAAAAAUGUACAAAUGUAUAUUUGCGAGGGCUGCUUGGAGCAUCUGUUUCCUGAAAGGACUGAGGGCUUCCCAUAUUUUUUGAAGAAAAGGGAAAAAAUAAGAAGAAAAGGAUUAUUUUAAGUGUUGAUAUCAGUGGGUUCUGUUUUUUAAUUUUGCCUAUGUUUAAUAUGCACCGAGAUUUUACAUCUGUUAAAGUUUAAACCCCACAGCAAAAGAAAAAAUUUCCUUUUUCCCAAAGUUAGCAGACAUUACAGUAUAUGGAUUUUAUAAGGGAACAUCCUUCACAAAUCUUUUAAUGUUCUAGUUUAGAUGGAUCUAUCCCGCAUCACCUACGGUUCUUCCUUCUGCAUAAACUUUUUACUUUUGUUGUCAUUUGAUUUCUUCACUUUAAGCUUAAAUAAGUGUAUGUAUAAUGACUGCCAGUAGUCAAAUCGGUGGUGAAAUGUGAAGGUUCUGUGUUUCCUUUGACUUCACAGCAUCUUGUUGGCAUGAUCUGUUGUUAAUAUUACAAACAUGAACAAUAGACAUGAAACACUUCCCCUGGUGAUCUGCUGCCAAACUAUAUUUUUAAAUUGUAGUGAGGGGGAAGAAUCCCAUUUUGUAACAGGUGUUUGCCUUCCAUUUUUUAUAUGUUUCACAUACAGUAUUUAUGGUCACUAUGAAACCACACGUCUUCCUCUGCUUACUUGUGAGUCUUUUGAACAAUUUUACAUUGGGAAAGGCAAAGUUAAACAUAUUUCGUAACAUACAACUAUAUAACUAAAUUGUAUAUGUAGAGAAAGCUAACGCACAAACUAUAAAAUAUCCUAUUAGGAUGAAUAGAGCAUUCCAGUCAUGUAAUAAUACACAGACACUUUUCUAACAGAAUCGAACACCUUAAUGUCUUAAGAUCGCCCAAGCUAAGCUUUUACUGCCAACAUGAUCUUUGCAAACAAUUGAUGCUCUUCCACAGAGACAUGUAGAUGAUGUUUUACAGUAUAGUUUGUACUGUAUUGAAUACCAGAGUCUACAAUGAGGCAAUGUUUUUUUUUUUAAUUUUCCCCAGUAACACAUGCACGUUUGCUUUUUACAUACGAGAUGAAGAUGCUUACACGGUUGAUGACCUUCCUUCUCUCAACAUUUGUCUUUGGUCUCUGCUGUCAGACGCGUCUGUUGAGAUCCUUAAAUGAAAAUUGUACCUGGAUAUGUUGUGUGUUUGACUGUUUGUUGCAAAGACUUCAUGAGAAAAAUAAACUUAAAUGACCAAGUUCA
Molecule: messenger RNA, 4773 nt
Organism: Paramisgurnus dabryanus
Lineage: Eukaryota; Metazoa; Chordata; Actinopteri; Cypriniformes; Cobitidae
Product: fatty acyl-CoA reductase 1
Biological process (GO): long-chain fatty-acyl-CoA metabolic process
Cellular component (GO): peroxisome
Molecular function (GO): alcohol-forming very long-chain fatty acyl-CoA reductase (NADP+) activity
Source: RefSeq, a predicted model, not a curated record